Molecule: messenger RNA, 3608 nt
Organism: Plutella xylostella (diamondback moth)
Lineage: Eukaryota; Metazoa; Arthropoda; Insecta; Lepidoptera; Plutellidae
Source: RefSeq, a predicted model, not a curated record
UUUCCGGGUGUAAACUAACGUCUAAACCAUUUUUGUACGCCCAUUUCUAAAAAAAACGGUACGAGUGCAGGCAUCAACCUUCAACUUCAACUUCUCAGCUACCGAAGGCUCUCGCACGCCACAGAUUCUCGAACCACAGAUGCUAUUAAUAUUCAUGGGACUGUUCAUAAAAAUAAUCUGUGAGUGAAAAAAAAUGGCAAUCGAAAUGAAAUCUUGUUACUAAAUUAAUCCAACAAAUAAAUUGCUUUAAAUCUGAAUUCCUGAAUUAAGUGUUCCUUUUUUAUGCUGAAUUAAUAAAGAUGCAUUAAACUUAAGUCUAAAUUCAACAUAAAUCUGUGGAAAAAUUCUGGAAUUAACGAUGAAAAUGGUGGUGCAGAAAAACUGGAACAAUGUUGAUACAUCGCAUCAAAGCACAUCGGUGGAGGACACAGCAACAACUACAUGGACCUUCCAAGUUCCGUCGAAGACUCCGGCGGCACGGCCUGCAUCUGCUGGCAAUGCCCAAGCUGAAGAGAAGCAGCAAGUCACAAGGCAGCUAGCUAUAAACACACUGGCAGCAAUGCACCGCCGGUUUAGUCUGCCAGGGCCCGUGCAGCCUCAUUCCCGACCCAUCGCCGAGUUCCGAGCAAGUGCCAACAAGUCCUUGGACAUGUUGCGCCAGACUAUCCAAUCUGCUGUCACUCGUGAAAUUGAUCAAGUCAUCAAGAAGUAUUUAGAGAAAUUCUUUGUCCCUGCUGUUAACAACAUUCGAUUGAAUCUUGGGGAGGAGUCAGUCAGUGAGGAUCAGGUGCGUGCCGUCUGUCGAGCCAUGCUGGACGCGACUCGUCUCCUGUACUCCACGCCGCCGCGCAUUGCACAGUCCCCAUUUGACGGCACAGACGAAACAAGUGCCGACACGAAGUUUGGCAAACAAUUACAGAGUGCAUUGAACAAGCGUAAAGAAGCAGACGAUUCUGACGGCGCCAGUAAGCGUAAGAAAAUAAAGCAAGAGGAAGGAUCAGAGCUCGCCACCCAGUCCCCGCUGCCCCCAUUCAGGGACCCUGAGAAAUGGAACCCGGCGCGACUCACACAAGAAACACUAUUUAUCAUGGGGUCCCAUGCACACAAAGUCCUCGGUCUGGGCAACUCGCGCGGCCGUCUCUACACGAGGCACGCGGGCCUGCUGCGCUACCCGGCCGACAGCUCCGACAAGGAGUGGAUCGCCAGCCACAACCUCGUCAACGCUGUGGGCGGGAAGACCUACAUUAUGGUAUUAGAAGACAUUGAGGAGUUGGCUACAAGCGAGGCCUACCGCCACAGUUCUCUACCAAUGCUCGGAGAACUAACAGGCUUUAAAGUUCCUAUGUUUAUGCUCAAGAAAAUCAAGACUUAUGUAAUGAAGAGAGUUCUUAGCGGUGAAAUAAGCAACCCGUCUAGUCCCCAAACCACUAACGGCCUUGUGCAACAAGAUGAUGUAAAACUGGAGAAUAUUAUCAAGACCGAGCCAGAGCAUGAUGAGUAUGAUGCGGUGUCAGCCUCAGAUAUGAUCAGCAGUAUUAACCCUGAUAACUACACGGAUGUGCUUCCCGGCAUGCCCUUCAACAAGGAUGAUUCUGACUUUGCCGACAUAAAAAUGGAUGGAAUCAAAGUUGACAUUGAUGAUAUUAAAGUUGAAGGGAUCAAGGAAGAAGAUUUAGAUGACAUAAAAGUAGAUGGCAUCAAAGUUGAGGAUUUGGAUGUAGACAGCAUUAAAGUGGAAAACAUUGAAGAUUUAAAGGAGGAAGAUAUAAAAUUGGAGAAUGAUGAUACACUGUCUGUCUGCAAGCAAACUGAAGAUGAACAGAGCAACUUAGUUGACGGGUUACUUGAUGCUGAUAUAGAAUUUCUCAGCAGAAAUUUGGGGAAUAUUGAGAGUGAUGCUGAUGCCAGGAAAACUAUUGAGAAGUUAACAGGGGCUAAUCCCGAUACGCUUACCCUUGUUGGGGAUGAAUUUGACUUGGGAUCUACGCUGAACGCUAAUAACUUCACAGACAACCAAACCACCAAGUGCAUCACCGUAGCGUCAACCACAAGCGGCAUGAUCCACAGCGUGCCGGUGGCUCACUUGGCCCCUCCGCGUAUCACAGGCAGUACGGUCCACUACUAUAGUGCGCCGCAGGGCAGGACCGUGCACCAUCUGCCGCAAGCCACUGUGACCAUACAGAGCAUACCGGGGACCACGCAGCAGAUGAUACGCGGUAUACCGAUCAACACGAAAUCCGGAACCUUCAGCACAGUGAUGUCGCAAGGCACGGCCAGCAUCAUCGGCUUCAACCGCGGGCUCGGCGGCGCGCAGUACCUCAACGUCACCUCCAAGUCAUUCCCCACCGGGAACAUACUACACAACGCCAUCGUCUCACGCAACCUGCUCAAUAGAACCACCCUCGCGACCGCCGGGGUCACCUACAGCGUCACCACGGUACGCCCCGUCAUACACACCACUCCUGCCAAACCAAACGACUUCGACACCAUCGCCACAACCAAAGACAUGAUCGACAACGCCUGCAACUCUUCCGUUAUGCUCAAAAAGGUAUUAACUCUAGGCAGCUCCGGCGCUACUAAGUCUUUCAUGAUGCAUAACACGCAAAAGGUUUUGUCGACUGGGUUCGCUAACGGUGUCACUCCGCCGCCUAAUGUUACUAUUGUGAGUACGGGCAAUAAUGGCACUAUUACCAUCAACAAUGGUAAUGCAACUAAUGCCACUAAUGUGGUGAGUCCUACGACAAGCACGCUAAGCGCGACCCACGCGACUUUGUCGGCUUUACUCACCUCCAAUGUGGAUGUUCCUCAGUUGAAGAAGAAUUAAGCAAUAAAUAUUCCAUUUGGCCUUCACCGCAGCCGCAAAUAUACAACGAUGAAUGACUGAUUGGUAGCGACUUAAGUUGGGCCAUCAAAGUUACGAGUGUGUAACUAAAACAUGCCACCCCUAAGACUCAUUACGAUGCAGUCUAAACCCCACCGGCUGUCCGAUGGUAUAGUACCUAUAUAACCUUCACAUAGUAAAGGGUAGAAUGUGCCAAAUCUCAUUGUUAGAAUAUACUAUUAAUCUAUCUUUGAUCUCAAUAUUAGUUGUGGUAGUAGUUCGUGAUAUUCUCUUUCCUUCGUCUUAGUACAAAGAUCGACGCUCUUUUCUCAUAUUACGGGUAAUACCUAUAGUUAUUAUGUUAUUUCCCAUGUAAAGUGUAUUUUUAUCAUAAUAUUAAGCUCACGAGAGUCACAUGUUUUCAAUAACGAUAAAAACUUAUCUUACAUAAAACUUGAUGAAUUACCAUCUAAAUAACAUAAAGUUCCACAUUAUUCGUAUAAACUUAAACUAACUAUAUAUUUUAUGAUCAAUUUAUUGAAUCUCUAUGACAAUGUUCUAAUCGUUAGGGAUUAAUUAUAAGUCAGUGAGCAACUAGUUUUAAUUAUUUCAUUUGGUACCUGCUUAUACUUAUACAAGCUAGUGAGUACUUACAUCAGGUGAGCAAAUACCUCUUAAAUCUAUUACUUACAUAAUAUACUUACACAUUAUGUUAAGUCUUUAAUCUCAAAGCUCUGUGAUUAUAUCUUUCCAUUUUAUCAUAUUAUUAUAGGUACAUAUUUUUUGG